Messenger RNA from Aspergillus chevalieri, 681 nucleotides. RefSeq names its product maleylacetoacetate isomerase MaiA (gene maiA). The transcript has a single exon. Gene Ontology annotation, cellular component: cytoplasm; mitochondrion. Gene Ontology annotation, biological process: L-phenylalanine catabolic process; glutathione metabolic process. The record is from RefSeq and is a predicted model, not a curated record. Gene Ontology annotation, molecular function: maleylacetoacetate isomerase activity; glutathione transferase activity. NCBI's taxonomy places the organism in Eukaryota, Fungi, Ascomycota, Eurotiomycetes, Eurotiales, Aspergillaceae. Bases 1 to 681 code for a protein of 226 amino acids.
AUGACGGACAUCACCAACAUAACUCUCUACACCUACUUCCGCUCCUCCUGCUCAGCGCGCCUCCGCAUCGCCCUGCACCUAAAAGCCCUCCCUUAUACCUCCAUCCCAAUAAACCUCCUCAAAGACGAGCAGCGCGCCCCUACCUACGGCACCCUAAACCCCUCGCUCACCGUCCCGUCACUUAUCAUCGAACACGGCAAUCAAACCACAACAAUAACCCAAUCCCUCGCCGCCCUCGAAUACCUCGAUGAAAUCACACCUUCAACACCCUCUCUCCUCCCCCCGUCCUCCGACCCCGAGACCAGGGCUACUCUCCGCACCCUCGCAUCUAUCAUAGCCUGUGACGUGCAACCCGUUACGAACCUGCGAAUCCUAAAGCGUGUCGGACCACUUGGUAUGGACCGGGCGGCGUGGUCGAAGGAUUUGGUUGUCGAGGGGUUUAGGGCGUACGAGGCGAUUGUGAAAAAGACGGCUGGGAAAUUUAGUGUGGGGGAUAGUGUUACGCUGGCGGAUGUUUGUUUGGUGCCGGCUGUUUGGGGGGCGGAGAGGGUUGGGGUGGAUAUGGGGGAGUUUCCGACUAUAAAGCAGGUGGCGGAGAGGUUGGAGGGGGAGGAGUGUGUGAGGAGGGGGCAUUGGAUGACGCAGGAGGAUACGCCGGAGGAGUUUAGGGUGAAGGAAUAG